AUGGAAAUGGGGGGGUCCCGCAGCCUCGGUCCCCUCGCCGCCCCCUCCCUGGCGGCCCAGGAGCUCUCCGCGCCGACGGCGGAAAGUUGGGGGAAAGUUUGCCCAGCCGCGGCCGGCCGAGCGCCGCCGCGCCUCCCGCGCCAAGGCGAAGCAGCCCGACUUACCGCGCUGGCUCGGCCCCCGCCGAGUGGGGGGCGCGGGCGGCCCCUCCGCCGCCUCGACAGCUCCGGCCGGGCGCGCGGCGCAGCGGCCGGGAGGAGGACGCGGCGCAGCCCGCGGGAGACAAUGGGCGGGCGGGCGCCCUCUUCGCUUUCCAGCCCGGGCUCCGCGCAGCCCAGCGAAGGCGCGGCCGCGCUCGAGGGAAGGCGGGCGGCGGCGGCGGCGGCGCGGGAGAGGCGCUCGCAGUGCCGGCGCUCGGGCGCGCUCUCGCUCCGGCAGCCGGUGCCCGCGGCCAGUCGUUCCCCGGCGCAGAGCCGAGAGCGGCCCCAGCCAGCGAGCGAGGCAGGCGGAGAGAGCCCCUCCCACCGGCCCGGCCGGCCCCUCCCCUCCCCGCCGCGCUCGCCUCGCCUCUGCGCCGCGCUCGCCGCCGCCCCGCCCGCCCGCGCGGCCGCCCGCGUCCCCGGCUCGCCGCUGCUGCUGCCUCCUGCGCGCUCUCCCGCGCCGCAGUGCUGGCGCGCUCCUCCGCCGGCGCCGGGAAGGGGGACCCGCGCCGCGCUCGCCCGGGCCCUGGCCGGGCCGGGCGCCCUCUCCCCGCCGGGCUGCAGUGGGGAGGGGGCGCCCCGACACUCUCCCCCCGUAAGUUCCCUCUCACCACCGAAGAUCAAUAGCACAGCUCGCGAGUUUGUCCUUAAAAGGCGCGCAAAGCUUAGGCUGCCCACGGGCCCGCCUCUCUCCAUGGGGAGCCCGUUGCCGGUUUACCGGGAGCAUCCUGCGUGGAUUCCACGGAUCGUGAAACGGAUCGCCCCACAGCUCUGA
This is a messenger RNA of Varanus komodoensis (Komodo dragon), 975 nucleotides long. Its product is annotated as skin secretory protein xP2-like. The transcript has a single exon. The record is from RefSeq and is a predicted model, not a curated record. NCBI's taxonomy places the organism in Eukaryota, Metazoa, Chordata, Lepidosauria, Squamata, Varanidae. Bases 1 to 975 code for a protein of 324 amino acids.